Molecule: messenger RNA, 432 nt
Organism: Fusarium pseudograminearum CS3096
Lineage: Eukaryota; Fungi; Ascomycota; Sordariomycetes; Hypocreales; Nectriaceae
Exons: 2
Coding region: 1-432 (143 amino acids)
Source: RefSeq, a predicted model, not a curated record
AUGAAGUUCUCUGCUGCUAUUCUCGCUGCUGCCGCCGCCACUGGCGCUACCGCCGAUGCUGUCUUCAACGUCCGCGACUUCACCGCCAGCUGCACUCCCCACAGCGCCAUCUACUCUUUCAACGUCAUCCAGCCCGGCACCAUGGACACUAAGGGCUACGAAUGCACCGCCACCCUCCCUGGUGCUGGUCCCGGCGAGCUUCCCGAGGUCAAGGCUGGCACCUGUCUUCCCUCUUCACGAACCUUUGACGUCGUCCGCAGCGACAAGGGAUUGACUCUCACCGUGUCCUCUCAGGUCUCGCCUAAGAGCUUCACCAGGGGCUCGCACCUCAUCCCCACCAAGGACGUCAAGACCGUCAAGGGCGACACCCCCACCGGCGAUGCCCAGGCUUAUGUCGGCCCCAAGGACUUCCCUCUUGAGCGCGUUGAUUAA